Molecule: messenger RNA, 3663 nt
Organism: Apis florea (little honeybee)
Lineage: Eukaryota; Metazoa; Arthropoda; Insecta; Hymenoptera; Apidae
Gene: ninaB
Product: neither inactivation nor afterpotential B
Biological process (GO): carotene catabolic process; retinal metabolic process
Molecular function (GO): carotenoid dioxygenase activity; beta-carotene 15,15'-dioxygenase activity
Source: RefSeq, a predicted model, not a curated record
CUCAUCGAAGCCCUGAGGGGAACGAUGGAUUUUACUCACAAGCGAGUCUAUCAGAUUCUAUCGGCCAUUCUUGGACCUCUGGAAAGAGAAUCAGAAGACGAAAACGAGGAAGAAGAUGAAACGUAACAGUGGACUAUUGACACGCAUCUAUUAAAGUUAAUUAAAAUCAAUCUUGACCGUGAAAAAAGUAUCUAUAUAUACGCUAUUUUACGUUUCAUCGAGUUGUAAUUGGUAGUGUUCGCGAAAAUUAUCAUGAAAUCAUCUGCGUUUAAUAGAUCACGAUCAGAAAAUGAUUUUUCUGCCGUCAAAUUGCAUGAACUUGAUGAUUUAUUAAAUGGGAAGCGAAUGAAAUUGUCGAAGACGUCAUUUCAACUAAACGACGUUGAAGAUUGUUUAAAAUCUAACGAGAAUGAAUCGGAAGAAGAGAGGAUGAAUUAUUUUCCGAAUUGUGAUUCGUCCGUAUGGAUGAGAUCUUGCAAAAGUGAAGUGAUAGAACCGAUUUCUGGUAAGAUAAUAGGAAAAAUACCACAUUGGUUGAAAGGAACUUUACUAAGAAAUGGACCAGGUAGCUUACAAGUCGGAGAAUACAGUUUCAACCACCUGUUCGAUAGUUCAGCUUUAUUGCAUCGAUUUGCAAUCGCUAACGGAGAAGUGACCUAUCAAUGCAGAUUUGUUCAGACGGACGUAUACAAAAAGAACAAUGCAGCUCAAAGGAUAGUAGUUACUGAAUUUGGCACCAAAGCAGUACCAGACCCUUGCAGAAAUAUUUUUCAAAGAGUUGCAGCUGUAUUCAAACCCGAGAAUGACUCUGACAAUUCUAUGAUAUCCGUAUAUCCCUUUUGCGAUGAGUAUUACACGUUUGCGGAAUCGGCAAUAAUUCAUCGUAUCGAUCCGAAAACUUUGGAAACUACAGGCAAGGUGAAUGUGUCUGAUUACGUUGGAAUUGUGAACCACACGUCUCAUCCUCACGUAAUGAACGAUGGUACCGUUUAUAAUUUAGGAUUGAGCGUGACACCACGAGGACCGCAAUACAAUAUCAUAUGCUUUUCGCCCAAUCAAAUUAUCAUUGAUGACUCAGGUGAAGAGAAAGAAUUAUCCAUGUUUGAUCAAGCUACUAUCAUUGCCAGUGUUCCGUCACGAUGGUUAUUGAAUCCUUCUUAUAUGCAUACCUUUGGCAUCACUGAAAAUUAUUUCAUCAUCGUAGAACAACCAUUGUCGGUAUCUCUGACCACUGUAGUGUCUUGCAAAAUGAAACAACAACCGAUGUGUGCAGCUUUAAAGUGGUAUGAGAACGAAAAUACUCUUAUACACUUGAUUUCGAGAGAGACAGGAUUAUUAGAGAGAACGUUUAUUUCAGAGGCAUUUUUUUACCUUCAUAUCAUAAAUCAAUUUGAAACACGUGAUCGUGAUUACGUGGUACUAGAUAUUUGCUGCUAUCGCGAUGCAAAAAUGUUAGACUGCCUAUUCGUAGAUGCGAUGAAGAAUUUGCAUAAGAAUCCUGAUUAUGCUAAAAUGUUUCGUGGCAGGCCUUUGCGAUUCAUUUUACCAAUGAAACGUCCACAGCCAGACAUACCAUUGGAAUAUAAUUUGAUUACCGCAAAAACAGUGAACCAAGGUCUGGAGUCAUUCCAAAAUGACUCUGUCACGUGUCAGAAUAAAUCUGGGUCAGAGUUCGUUAAAGCAUCGAUAAAUGAUACUAACAAAGACAAGAAGAAUGAUUAUCAGAAUGUUCUGAGGCGAAGAGCAACUGCUCAUAAACUUGCGAAUGGUGAUAUUUUUGUGAAACCAGAACUUCUUUGCGAUUUGGGCUGUGAAACGCCACGUCUCAACUAUGACUCCUAUCUUGGAAGGGAAUAUCGAUAUUUUUAUGCUAUUUCUAGUGACGUGGAUUUAGAAAAUCCUGGAACGAUUAUAAAAGUGGACAUCUUGGAGAAAACGAGAAAAACUUGGUGCGAGAAAAAUAUUUAUCCGAGUGAACCGGUUUUCGUACCGGAUCCUAAUGGCAAGAACGAAGACGACGGCGUGGUUCUCUGCUCUAUUGUUUGGUCUGAUAAAGAGACACGCGUUGGAUUGCUGAUUCUAGACAGCGUGACUCUUACGGAAAUCGCUAGAGCCAUCUUCGAGACUUCUGGCCCGGUGCCAAAGUGCUUACAUGGCUGGUUUACCUUGGACAAGUAAAAUAAACUGGGACUUCUAAGAGACGGAUAUCGGAUCUUUGGUUCAUCGAUGGAAAUGAAAUAUUGAUCUGGAUGUUAUGCGAUAUGUAUUAUAUCAAAUUGUCGAUAUAUUUUUAUCAUAUAAUAUCUAUAUUUUUCAGUUCCAUUUUGUUGGCUUGAUUAUUGUCUCGUUAGUACCUUCGAAUUAAAAACAUUGCUCUAUGAACAAUUCUUUUAGCAAUGAAAUUGCAAGAAAAAUAUAUUAAGAAAAAUAUGUAUAUGUGUAUAUAAUAUAUAUAUAUGUAUAUAUUAACUGCACAAUAUGUAUACAAUAUAAUAAAUUAUUUAAUGUUUUCUCCUGAUUGUACAGUGUAACUUAUAUUUGGCGAUUAAUGUGUCACAUAAAGCUUCGAUGACAUGUAACGUAAUAAAUUUACAAUAAAAUGGGAUGCAGUCGUGAGAAUAUUUGUCAGAUGGAAUGUAAAAUGCCCUACGAACUUUGUCCUUAAAUUAAUAUUCGCGGAUUUUUCGUUAAUUGGAGCGGAUACAUCAGUUUCUGGUCCUAGAUACUUAUCAUAAUGAUCAAUUAAGAUAUCAUUUUAAAUUAUGCUACGUUGUUAUUAAAAUAUUCUACUAUUAUAAAUAGGCCAUGUCGCCUCGUCGGAUGUUUGAUCAGCUAAAACAAAAUUCUGGUAAAGAAAUCUAAAUUAGACGGAUCUUUGCGAAGAAAAAAAAAAAAAUCUUUGAUUCAAACGACAGAAUAACAAAGACAGAUUAGUGUUAAUCUUUCCUCCAUAAAAUAAACGCUGUACAAAAUAUGCUGUUUUAAAAUUCUAUCAAAUUUCACAAAGAUCCAGCUGAGAACAUUCUUGCUCUUGUUGAAUAGAUUCAACAUGACCUAAUAAGUUUUUAUGUACUUACAUAGUUAACAAUAAUCAUUAUAAUUAAAAUAAAUAAGGUUGGCACAACCAUAGUCAUAAAAUUAAAUUACACUAGAUUAAAAGAGCACUCAACGCGAGCCCCGAAUCUUUGAAUCCUUUCUUAAAUAUAAUAAACUCGAGAUAAAUCACCCUUGUCACUCGCGGCAGGAUACGUCGCGUUCCUUACAACAUAAUACAUUAACGAUCACGUUUGACGACUCGCGUUGCUCGCCACUAAACACAGUCACACGAUUCACAGCAUAUAUAUCUUUAAAAGACGAAGCCACUCGUCGGGUAUCACCGAAGCACCACGUUUAAAUACAGAGUUUUCGAGAAGCUUCGACAUUUUAGCGUGAUAAGCAUCCACGCGCCAUUGGAAAGGAGAAUGUUCCUCUGAGGAUUGAUAUCACCGAGUCAAAGAGUCGCCAUUGACAAAUCACAACCAUUCAUUUACAGAUACGCACGUGGUAACUUUCAUUCUCUUUUUUUCUCUAUUACUAUCUAUGCUACCUUAUUCUACGUGACUAUAAAAUACGAAGAGGAAAUCGCGCACGUGAAAAAAGAAAAUCUAGCUAAAAGGAGAAGAA